Saccostrea echinata is the source of this 6508-nucleotide messenger RNA. RefSeq lists its product as uncharacterized. The record is from RefSeq and is a predicted model, not a curated record. Gene Ontology annotation, molecular function: protein binding. The coding region runs from base 1 to 6174 and encodes 2057 amino acids. NCBI's taxonomy places the organism in Eukaryota, Metazoa, Mollusca, Bivalvia, Ostreida, Ostreidae. The transcript has 14 exons.
AUGUCUCUCCAUCACAGUAAAACUGAUGUCGCACAGUGCUCGGCAUCUGAAUCUCCUGGAUCUAAAUCGAGGCAGACAUUGAAUUUUAAAGAUGCUCGCAAUCGAAUGUUUAGGGACACAAAUAGCAGAGUAAAAGCAUUGAUUAAGGCCGCUGAUGAUGGAAGAAAACGCUCUAAUGCCCUCCCCCCUCUUCCUGCAGAGCGGGAGCCUACAUUCCACCGUACCCCCCGGGGAUUUGUGUCCCUCCAGAAACCAGAGGAGGCUGGGGAGAGUCAUUGGCAAAGAAAAUACAAGAAAGUCAGCUUUGAAACGGAUCGCAAAGUUGUUACUCACUUGAGGAGGAAGUUGAACAAACGUCUGGAUGAUAAGUAUCACAGCAUGGAGUCAGAAUCGGACGAGGAAACACAAAAAGAAGGAACGGACACAAAGACAGGCAGAAAAAUAAGUGAGAAAGAAGACAAAAAUAUUUUUACAAAAUACUCAGACUUAGGAGAAAAGAUACCAUACAGCAAUUCAAGAAGAAAAUCGAAAAAUUCUCCACGCAGUCAAGAGAGUAAUGGACACACGGAAUCUCAUGAAGAUGUCAAAACCGAUGUAGGGUUACCGUCUAAAUCAGUAUUACCCGAUAUUAAAGACCAGGGAGAGCCACUCAGUAAUAAAGGAGUCGAGGAAAGGACAAAUGGACAUGUAACGGAAAGUGACGAAAGUGACGAGGAGAUAGCAGAAUUAACAAAACUGAACGGAAAUAAGGAAGAACCGGAAGUAUUGGAAAACUUCCGGGAGUUGGAGGUUUCCCCUGUACAGACGCCUGUUGUUUUCAGGCCAAUCACAAGACACAAAAUCAGAGAGAACUCAGACACCGUGACAGAAAUCCUAAAAGGAGGCGUCCAUCCACCCUGUAUUGCUGAAAGUAAAUCCGUUUCUCUUUACGUCUCCUCCGGAUUUACGGACACAGUUGUAGAGAGAAGCUGCUUAAUAGAAAAAGUAUACCCGGAAUUACAUACAUACUGUCGCCAGUACGGAUUUGAACUGCAGAUUUACGAUCUUCACUGGGGACUCAAGGACUACAGUACAGAUGACCAUGGUUUACCAGCAUUGUGCCAUAAAUACCUCCAGAAAUGCCAAGCAGCCACUUGUGGGGGUAUUGUUUUGGUACUUCUAGGAGAUAAAUACGGCCCAUAUAUUCUACCAUCCGUGAUGCCAGUUGAUGAGUUUCAGGCUAUAUUUGAACAUUCUCUGCAGCACCGGAAACAAGAAGUCGAUCGUAUGAGGAAGCGUAUUGCAGAAAUUGAGAAAGCUUCAGAGGAACGCGAAAAGAAGAAAGAACAGGGCCACCCAGAGGGCAAAAUUAUGGAAAAUGCUGGAAGGGACCAUCUCAAAAUUCAGGACUUUAACAUAAAGCUGGAGGAACCGAGUGGGAAGGAAUCUUUAAAUGUGUUUCGGAGCCAUGCCGACAUGAUUAAAAGAGAACAACAGAUCAUCAAAGCAUUGAGGACAAAGGAGGAGGGUAUGCCGAGUCCCCAUCUCCUCCCACAGUGGUAUAAACUAGACGAAAACUGCUCACCGCCGGUUUAUAGGCUAAGGAAUAUAAGCUCAGUUAUCAAGGAAUAUAAUCGAGGUGACGCACGAACUCGAGAGACAGGACGUUUAAUCUGGAAUGAAACUGCUCAAAAACUUCGUAAACUCCUGGACGAAUUUGCAAAUGUAGCCAUCAGAGACGAACAUUCCAGGAAAAAUUAUUUCUCAUCUCUUCUUGAACAGGAACUUGAACAGUGCCUUAUCAAUAAUGAUGACGUCACAGAAGACAUUGUUGUCAUCAAUAGAAAUAUCACAGAUCUACGCAGUAAUUUAGGAGACUCAGCAAUAGCGGAAUACGCAGAUUUACAUCCUACACAAGAAAAGACCUUGUUAGAACCACAGACAUCCUUCAUGAGAAAACUAAAAACAGAAAUUAUAACAGAGAAGGUGGAUAACAACCACAUCUUAAAUCAUGACGUAGACUGGGAGAAGGGAGGUAUCCAGCCAAUAGUUAACCGUUCCCAUCACCUCUACCUUGAUAGAAUGUCAAAACAGGUCCUGGAAGUUCUCAAGAGAGAGUUCUCCAGGCAUAUUACCGAAAACAUGGAACAGAUGGAUGCCAAAUCUAAACUCUUCCAAGAAAUUUCCCAGCAUGUCUCGCUGUGUCAAGAAAGAGGACAACAUUUCCAAGGUAGGCGGGACCUUUUACAGACAGUGAAAUCCUAUUUCCGCUCUAAAUUUCGACUGCCACUUAUUUUACACGGCAAGGCUGGGUGUGGGAAAACAGCUCUUGUGUGUAAAGUUGCCCUGGAAAUUCAGAAAUGGAGUAAAAGAUUUAAACCUCACGUGAUCAUCAGGACUAUAGGUCGUACCACAGCCUCUAGAAACGUCCGCACUCUCUUACGAAGUCUGUGUUUGCAGCUUUGCUUUGCAUUUGGAGGAAAAACGGAAGAAGUUCCGAUGGAAUACAAAGGACUUAUGAAUGACUUUUCUCAACGAAUUGGUCAAGCUUCGGAAUCGGAUCCUCUGAUAAUUAUUUUAGAUGCCGUAGACCAAUUAACAGCGGAACACGAAGGAAACAAAAUGUCAUGGCUUCCAAAAGAGCUCCCAGAGAACGUUAAACUGAUCAUUACAACGAAUCCAGAGGAAAAGUUUGAAAGUUACCCAGGCCUUUUGAAGGUGUAUGGAUCCAACAAAGACAUCACAGUGGCAAUCCCGAAUAUGCCAACAGAAGACGCAGAAUCAAUACUCACAUAUUGGCUGCAACUUGACAAUCAUUCUUUAACGUCUUCUCAAUAUGCCAUAGUGAUCAGUGCAUUCAAGAAAUGUGCCUAUCCUCUUUAUCUCAAACUAGCAUUCAUGGAAACCAAAUCAUGGCAUUCUUUUACAGAAAUCGAAAACUGUAAACUGUCUGAAAAUAUUACAAAGCUGGCUGCCUUUAAGUUUGGAAAACUUGAGUCAAAACACGGAGAGCCAUUGGUAAGGCGCGCUUUAGGAUAUAUUACAGCUUCACGUGAGGGAAUUGCAUCCACUGAAAUGGAAGAUAUUCUCUCGUUAGACGAGGCAGUAAUGGAUGAUGUCAUGGUUAAUAUUAGACCAGCUAAGCGGCGUUUCCCAAGUGUUCUGUGGAUAAGGUUACUCGAGGAUUUGUCUGAUCUUUUAACCCCCACACUUACCCAUGGGGUGAUCACCUACGUAUGGGCUCAUUCUCAAUUUUUUCAGGCGGCAGAAGAUCGAUAUCUCCACAAUCGUGAUAAGGCGCCGUCUUAUCAUAAAAUUAUGGCUGAAUAUUUUCAGGGAAUUUGGGCUACAAAACCAAAACCUUAUACAGGUAAUGAGAAAGGGGUUCUCCGUUAUGUCUCGGAACAGCGCCUAUACUAUGAACCUUGUGAGAGCAAUCAAGAUGGAUCAGAAAGAAUUUUUAACAUUCGUAAGGUGAAUGAAUUGCCAUAUCAUUUGCUUAGUUCACAGCAAACAUCCUUUUACAAAUCAGAGGCCCUCUGCAAUUUUGAAUGGAUUCAUUCAAAGCUAUGUGGUACCUCGCUACGAUCACUAGUCGAAGAAUACCAAACUGGUCUCUCAGUGGAUCCUACAGAUUCAGAGUUGAAGAUGAUGUCUGACGUUAUUCAACUUUCUGCUAAGGCUCUUUCAAAAGACCCACGACAGCUAGCAUCACAGAUUGUUGGCCGACUUGCUACGAUCAUUGCUAAUGAUAUCCCAAGAGCUCCAGGCGAUCCUCCACGUUAUCCCUUUAUUCACACUCUUUUAAAGCAAGCACACGAGCCCUCUCUUCCAGCGCUUAUUCCAUCUAUCCGAUGUUUGACGGAGCCUGGUGGAAUUCUAUUCGACCUGCUCUCUGGUCAUACAGACCCCAUCACAGCUGUUGAAGUUUCCACAGAUGGUGGUAAAGCCUUCACAGCUUCAAAAGACAACACAAUGAAAAUGUGGGAUCUGAGAACUGGGAAAGUGAUGAAAACUAUCAAUGACGUGGGUACAAAUAUCACCAGGAUCCGUAUUGGAUAUAAUUCCGCCUUUGUAAUAACUGUAGAAGACAAUGUUGUCCAGGUAUGGAACCUCCGCUACUCUGAGUGUGUAUUACGUAUUGACAAAUAUCCUGAUCCUCCAGUAAUAGGAAUGGCUGGGGAAGGGAAGUAUCUUUGUGCUUUAUUUGAUGGAAACAAUAUGUUGAGGACUUGGAAUCUGAACAAAGCCGGCCACCCAAUGAUCAGCGAAGCUCGCACCGAAAAUCACAGAGUGUACAAAGACAAUUCGGCGCUGAUAGCACCGUUUUCAUUUGACGAAAGAAUCCUGCAUGCUUCUAGGGGAGCAAAUUGUGCUCUUGUAAACAAUGUUCGCAAUGGAAAACAAGUUCUCUGCUUGAAGUGUAAUGACCAAUCUUCAGCAGUGACAAGUUUAGCUACAUCGAGGGAUUACUUCAUUGUAGCCUGUAGACAGCAUUAUAUGCAUCUUCAUGAAAUAUAUCAACUGGAACUUUUUGAUUUGAAGAAGGGAAGAUAUUUACGUAGUGUUCGUGGAUGCAUACAUGACAAAAUAAAAGAUCUCUUUUUAAAUUAUAUUGGUUCUCAUGCCAUUGCUAUAUGUGCAAGUGAGGAGACAAACACAUCAGACAUAGCAGUGUGGAAUAUUGAAACCGAGGAUCACAAACAUUUGGCACGGCAUGCUGGUGCUUCAGUAGUAGGCGGUUGUGCAGACUUCAAGUACUGUUUGACUGCUGGCAGAAAUGACAAAACGCUAAACAUAUGGAAUUUGACAAGCAAAAUAAAUCAGUCGAUGCCUAGACUGAAAAAACAAUCAGGCGUCUACCAGAUUCUGCAGAUGACAGAGAACCCACGAUAUGUGGUUGCCCGACAAUUUAACAAUGGUCCCGUCAGUGUAUGGAAUAUAGCCAGGGCAAAACAAUUGAAAACAGCUGUUCGAAUCGAAAGAAGUUUGUCUGAUUCCUCGGACAUUGUGGUAGUAAGAGAUACAAAGGUAGUUGUUUUGACGGAUAAAGGCAUUGCCAAUGCAAAGGACAACGCUCGCCCAGUGUUUCAAACUGUGUUGAUAUACGAUCUUUUGCAGAAAAAAUUUGUGAAGAAAAUUAAAAAGUGCUUUAUUACCCCAUGUCCUUCACAUGAGUAUGUCAUGCUGAAAGAUGAAAUGCUGCUUGGGCUUUCAGAAAAUAGAUCGCAUUUUGUAAUUUGGAAUCUGAAAACGGGACAGGUUGAAUAUCGUAUCCGUCCAACGUUGAAGGACCUGGAGAAAAAGAUUGCUGAAACUGACGUUAUGUCACUUGCAAAGGAGCGCUGCCAUACUGCCAAAAUGACACCUUGGGAACGCCGAGUUGAAUCUCAGUCCGCAAAGCAGCGCCGAAGGGAUGCAGCGGUAGACAUUGAACGACAAAGAGUAGAAGAAUUAAAGAAAGAGAUCAGCAGUAGUGGCAUUGAUAAGUAUCUUCUUAGCGGAGACCAAAAAAUCGCCGUUGCAUCUUUCUUUGCCCACUUCAUGUGUGUGUUUGAUAUUGAGAACCACACGCAUCUGGCUACACUUGAGAGCGACACGUCAAUGCUGUCUCUUUUAGUAGCCUCUCUUACUUACACAGGAAACUAUCUUGUCCAAGCUAACUACGACGAAGAACAAAGAACAAGUUAUGUGACUUUGUGGGAUUGUUUUGAAGGUGUUGUGAAGAAGCGGCUAAAGAAUGAAAGCAAUGUGAUGGCACUUGGUGUGAGUGAAGAUGCAAGCAAAGUAAUUAUUGGAAAGGGCAAUAAGGAAAUACACAUCUGGGAACCGAACAAAUCACCAUCACUACGAAAAAUCCAAGGCAUACAAGGAUUGGAAUUUAAUGAAUUGAGCAAAAUUUUCAUUGUUGACAAUGACAGGCGUGCUGUUGUGUUUGCCGGAGACAUAUCUGUUUGGGAUAUUGAACGCGGGGUGGUACUGGCAGUGUUUUCCCCAGACACAAAAAUUACUUGCUGCCAUGUUUCCAUGGGUGGGCGUGUGAUUACGUUUGGUUUACAUGACAUCCCAGAAAUCGUCAUUCUGAAACUGAUGUCCAGCGGUUUGCCUAGUAUUGAGGAUGAGGGGCAGGAUAUGUUUGGAGAAAAACCCGUUGAAUCGUCAGAAGAUGAAGAGGAGGAGGAAGAGGAGACGUAGAUAUGCGUACGGUGUAAAUUUGAACGUUUUCUGCAGGUUUGAUUGACAAUAGGUACAUGUAGAAACAUGAAUUCUUAACUAGACUUCAUGCCCUUAUGUGUCAUGUACUUAUUUUAUUUGUUCUGUUAUCAAGCUUAAACAUUUGAAAAGCUCAAUCGACAAAUGCCGUCCAAUACAAGCGUAUUAAUAACAAUGUGUAUUUAUUUCUUUACAAUAUACGGUGCUGACUGAAAUCUCGUGAUACUGUCCAUUCUAUUUAUGAGAUUUUUUCCCACAUACUUGUACAUGUAUAAUUUUUACAUUGCUUAGUUCUUACUGUUCAUGAUAAGCUCUU